Cynoglossus semilaevis (tongue sole) is the source of this 2124-nucleotide messenger RNA. Its product is annotated as gamma-aminobutyric acid receptor subunit alpha-4. Gene Ontology annotation, cellular component: membrane. NCBI's taxonomy places the organism in Eukaryota, Metazoa, Chordata, Actinopteri, Pleuronectiformes, Cynoglossidae. The record is from RefSeq and is a predicted model, not a curated record. Gene Ontology annotation, molecular function: GABA-A receptor activity; monoatomic ion channel activity. The transcript has 2 exons. Bases 615 to 1388 code for a protein of 257 amino acids. Gene Ontology annotation, biological process: gamma-aminobutyric acid signaling pathway; monoatomic ion transmembrane transport; chloride transport.
UGGUCCAUUGUGGUACUGCAGUGGGAUGUUUCUUUUUUAUAUAUUCUUUUGUAUAUACAGCUGUGCAGACAGCAUGUGGAUAUAUAACGUUUAUGGGUCAUUGAAAAAAAAACACUUCAAUUGAUGAACUACAUCUGAGCUUGUGGGUGAAUGGUAAUGUGUAAAUAUAGCCGUAGCUGAUGCUAAUGCAUCACACUUCCCAAAAAAGAAAAUAACUUAAUGGGAGGAAGGUGUGUUUUUAUAUAUAUUUAACCAAACAUUCAUUGUUAAGCUGUGCGUUCAGUUGUUAAUGUGUUGACGACGCACGACUGUUACGUUGUUUAUUGAACUGUAUCAUAGUGAGUGGAGUUUGUUCAGUGAUACACAGUGAGUCAACACAACUUUUAAAAUGAUUAUAGCUCAUCUGUUUUUGUUUGUCCCAACGAUGGAGUUAAUAAUAUGGAAAAAAUCUCAGCCUCCACAAACACGCUGGGAGUUGAUGAUGGGGUUUCAAAACCUGAGCUGCUUCAGUGAAACUAAAACUUUUUCUUAGCAGUGUUUGUGAAUAACGUCUAUAUUUAUAUUUUCUUUUCUUUUAUUGUUUGUCCACUGUCGGUAUUACCACUGUACUGACCAUGACCACGCUCAGCAUCAGCGCCCGACACUCUUUACCCAAGGUCUCCUACGCCACCGCCAUGGACUGGUUCAUCGCCGUCUGCUUCGCCUUCGUCUUCUCUGCCCUAAUUGAGUUUGCUGCUGUAAACUACUUCACCCAGGCACAGAUCGAACGGGCCAAGAAGAAACCGGCCAAAUGUCCCCCCGGUCCCCAAACCACGCCUGUCAAGGUCAAGGACGGCGAGGAAGUGCUGCAGCAAAAUCCUGACACCAACGGCAACCUGAGGAAACGGAUGAAUUAUAUCUCCCAGCAAGAUUCCAGAGGCUACCAGAGAGCCCAGUCCACCACCUGCAUCGCAGGAGUUGGUCGAACCAGAAUGCAUCGCUCUAUCGUUGGCGGGGUCAACGGCAGCUCAUCCACCCUCUCCCGCUACAGCCCAAAGUCCGAGAGCCUCCUCAGCGUGGCGUCCUCCUCCGCCCAGCUGGUGAAGAGCACGCCCCAGGUCGCUGCCUCCACUCCGGAUGUCAUGGCGGGGACACCGUGCAAGCAGAACAACAGCGCCUCCUCCCUGCAGCACUUGCUGGGCCCCAAGUUGGAGCGCAUCCACAUGAGGGAGAAGAAGCAGGAGGUAAAUCCGACGCCGAGCGCUCAGCCAGCCACUGCGAGUAUGGGUGGGACCAGCAAAAUUGACAAAUACGCGCGGAUCCUGUUCCCAGUCUCCUUUGGGGCAUUUAACAUGGUCUACUGGGUGGUUUACUUAUCAAAGGACGCCAUGCUGGAUAAGGCCGGUUAGACGCCGCUCUGGCAACAACCGUACUUUUAUCAACUGGAAAGCAUAUAAGGAUUAUUGGAGUGUGCAAACAAUGGGGAGGAAGCCAAAGAGAUAAACACAGUUUGCUCAGCAAGAACAUCCAUAUCCUGGAGAACAAUUAGAAAGACGUUUUUAUUUUUCUUCCUGCAGUCCUCAAAACAGCCGGCUUUGGACGGAAACGACCGAAUUAGAAACAUCUGACUCGACAUGCGUGAGUGCACCUGCACAAUGGAAUAAAAGUUACUGUUCCCUUUGUAUUACUUCAUGCACACGUCACACUGUAAAGGUUUUUUCGUCAACUUUUACUGCCUCAUGAUCUCUUUUGGUCUGCAGUCAUGAAAACGCAUGGGAUUUUUUUUUUCUUUUUUUUUUCAUUUACCUAUUUUUGUAUCCUGCACCUGGAACGAUGUUUGGAUGUGUGGGCCAUUAUCCUGAGAUGAACUGAAACUGCUAAGUACACACACACACACACACACACACACACACACUCCUAACAAACUUGACUGUAAACCUGUUAAAAUGAGUGAAGCUCAUAGUUUUGGUCUAGACAUCGCAGGUCAUGACCUUCUGAGAACGACACCUCCCAGAAUUGAACCACAGUUAGCGGAAAAUAUAGUAUAUUUAGAGAAAUAGAUUUUUUUUUAGUUUCAUUUGAAAAGAGAAGUUCUAUUUGUCUGGAAACUUUUUGACUUAUACAGCAUAUACAGUAAAUACAUAC